Messenger RNA from Chlorella variabilis, 1281 nucleotides. RefSeq lists its product as hypothetical. NCBI's taxonomy places the organism in Eukaryota, Viridiplantae, Chlorophyta, Trebouxiophyceae, Chlorellales, Chlorellaceae. The record is from RefSeq and is a predicted model, not a curated record. Gene Ontology annotation, molecular function: sulfotransferase activity. Bases 1 to 1281 code for a protein of 426 amino acids. Gene Ontology annotation, cellular component: membrane. The transcript is spliced from 6 exons.
AUGCUUGCCCGCCCCUACUGGGCCUGGAGCAAGUUGGCGUUAGCCGUGCUGCUUGCCUUGUCGGUCUACUGCCGAAGAUUGCAGCCCCAUGAGCUGCUGAACGACUCGCAGCUGCCCGGCGGCAUGCAGCAUAGCAGGGCCGGCGGCGGGGCGGCGGCCGGGGGCGGCAGCGACCAGCUUUCGGGGAGGCGGCAGCUGGGCGACGGAGCGGGGCAUGCUGGAGCCGUUGAGGGUGCGGUCCUGACCGCAGCUGCAGCAGGCGCCAACGACCCUCACACGGCGGCAGUCAUGGCGGGCGCUGGGGUGCACGGCUUUGUGCGCAAGGCGGGCCCGCUGGACCCGCUGCACUGGCAGGCCGGCAGCUUUGAUUGGCGGGUGCUCCAGCGGCAGAGCUGGCUGGACGAGCGUGCGCGGCUGCUUGCGGAAGGCAGCCCGCCGCCUCCGCUGCCCCUCCUCUCCUCCUGCCAGGUGUUUGUCAACCACCUGUACAGAGUCAUCUAUCUGCGCCAUGCCAAGACCGCCUCCAGCUCCCUGCUCUGCCACUUCUCCGGCUGCCGCGAGGAGAAGGCGGGCGGCGGCAGCGGCAAGGCCGACACAAGCUUCCAGCACCUGAAGCUGGCGCCCGGCCAGGAGCUGGAGGCACUGUGGCGGGACUACUUGGUAGUCACAUUUGUGCGCAACCCGUAUCAGCGGGCCGUGAGCGCCUACAAGAUGAUGGCCAGGCAGGGCGACCCGCGGCGCGCCGCCGACAACGGUACCGCCGACAAUGGUACCGCCGACAACGGUACCGCCGCCUACUCCUGGGACAACUUCUGCGCCGACCCCGCGGGCUUUGCCGACGAGUGCCUGGCAGACCCGGUGUGCCGCAAGAAGGGGCGGGAGUUUGUGUAUGCGCACAUCGAGCCUCAGCAGCCGUGCGUGGUGUCGGCCAACGGCGGCUGGGCUGUGGACUUUAUCGGCAGGGUGGAGCACAUGGACGAAGACCUGGGGGCGGUACUGCGGGAGCUGGAGCGGCGGCGGCCGCAGGACGCGCCGCCGAUAAAGCAGCUUGACCAUAGCCUGGAGAACGUGAAUGGGCGAGGCUGCAAUGAGACCGGCGAGGGCCGACCGCACCCUGUGGCCAAGGAGCAGUACUGUAACCCCGCAGAAUACUACUCGGGCAGGCACGCGGCCUGCUUUGCGGCGGUACAGCGGCACUACGCGGGGGACGUGGCGAUGCUGCAGUUUGGGCCGCAGGAUGAGGCGCGAGCGGCGACGGCGCAGCGACGGCGGCUGGGCUGA